ACCUGACUCCGUAAUAGAAUUGCCUUUCUUCAUCCUCACCUCACCACACCACACCACACCACAGACUCACUCACUUUCCGCACUCUCCUUCAUUUCGAUUUCCAAAAACACCAUAACCUAAUUGCUCCCUCUCACCUUUCACAGGGAUCCGGUACUACUAGUAUGAUUCAUGUGUAAAAGUAAAACACUUGAUUUCAAUGGACACAACUGCUGUUAAAGAAGAAGAAAAGAUUGCCUGCGUGAUUGGGGACCGGUCAACUAGCGAUGUUGUUGUGAGGCUACGCACCAAGGAAGGUCGAGAUGAUUGGCUGUAUUGCCACUCUGAGAUUCUUGUGAAAAACUCCAAGUUCUUUGCUGAAAGGCUGUCUGAGAGCUGGCCGACUUUAGCGAUCAUUGAUUCGCGAAACUGCGUUGAUGUGUAUUGCCAAGAAUCGAAUUUUGAUCACCAUGUUAAUCUUGUUCGCCUUCUCUACGUUGUCAUAGAUGGUUCAGUUGAUGAUUUGUGGCAUGGUGUUAGAAAUGCCUUAGGAAUUAUCCAGGUGGCGGUUGAGCUUGGAUGCCAACAGAUUGUCACUGCUUGUGUGAGCUACUUAGAAGCGGUCGCGUGGGAAGAGGCUGAGGAGGAGGAGAUAUUGAAAAUUGUUCCUCAAAUGGGAUUACAAGCUGAGCCUAUCUUAGCUAGACUUCAACCAGUAAAACAUUCAGCUCUUGUUAAUGUCUUUCUCUCAGCCGUCCGCUUUGCUACAUCUUCCCCUCCGCCAUCAAUGAAUGAUCUGAAAUCUUCAGUGCAGGAGCAGCUUGAGUACAUGCUAACUGAAGAUGAUGAUGACAGUCCUUUGGUGACAGCUGAUGACAGCAUAAAAAUUGAGGUAAAAGAAUGUGUAAACAAACUAAUUUCCAGGUUUAACAGCUCAUUAAUAGCUUUAUUCUGUGGUUCCACAGAAUCACUUUCUGAGGCAGGGAAUACCCAGUUGUUUCAAUCCUAUUUGACUGAUUUGUUGUGGGCUUGUCAGAUAUUGAGUAAGUUGGAAAUAAUGAGAGAAUUUGUUGAGUAUUGGUUUGAUGCAUCAGAAAAGAUCAUCAGGGUACUUGAGCAAGGAAGUUCAACAACUGAAGUCAUUGAGAUAAAGCUGCGAGCCGUUGAGGUUACAUCAAAGGUUCUAGAGGCAAUUGGAUAUGGUGUUGUUACAUUGCCAACUGUGAAACGACUUCAUGUUUUGAAAUUGUGGCUUCCAUUUGUGAGGGUUACCAAACCAUUGGUUGACUCCGCCUCAAUGAACUCUGAGAGUGAUGUGUUGCUUAAAAUAGAUGGCGAUUUGUGGCAACUCCUGGAAUCCACUUUUGUUUCAAUCAUUCUUGCAUUGCCAUCAGGAGAUCAGGCAGAAGUUUUCACUGAAUGGUUGGAAAAUGAGUAUAUCCGGUAUCCAGACUUAACUGAGGCAUUUGAUGUAUGGUGUUAUAGGUCCAAGGUUGCUAAGAGAAGAUUAUCAUCACUAGGGGAUGCGCAUUCCAUGAUCAACUCUGUUCCUUAAUAUUAGAUGACUAAUCCAAGAUAGGAACCUAGUCAAAGGCAUAAGACACAUCUUCUCUUUGUUUGCAAGUCAAAGGAAAUUUUUGUUGGAGGCAUCCAGAUCAUGUUCAUCCUCUCAAUUCAAUGUAAAUUGUGUUGAAGAGUUGUAAAACAUUGUUGUAGUUCUAACUCUGAACUGUAGAGAAUGUAUUUUUUUGAAAGGGUUGAUUUCAGAGCAACCAAAAUCAUGCAUAACUGACUUAAGGAUAAUAUAGUUGAAAAUUGUGUGUGA
Lotus japonicus is the source of this 1802-nucleotide messenger RNA. RefSeq names its product BTB/POZ domain-containing protein At3g05675. The transcript has 3 exons. Bases 198 to 1532 code for a protein of 444 amino acids. NCBI's taxonomy places the organism in Eukaryota, Viridiplantae, Streptophyta, Magnoliopsida, Fabales, Fabaceae. The record is from RefSeq and is a predicted model, not a curated record.